Suillus subalutaceus is the source of this 3549-nucleotide messenger RNA. RefSeq lists its product as uncharacterized. Gene Ontology annotation, biological process: protein desumoylation. Bases 91 to 3441 code for a protein of 1116 amino acids. Gene Ontology annotation, cellular component: cytoplasm; nucleus. NCBI's taxonomy places the organism in Eukaryota, Fungi, Basidiomycota, Agaricomycetes, Boletales, Suillaceae. The transcript is spliced from 17 exons. Gene Ontology annotation, molecular function: SUMO-specific endopeptidase activity. The record is from RefSeq and is a predicted model, not a curated record.
GAAGGUCUUGCAGCCACCUGCGAGCUGGUCGUCUUCUUGCUCUCCCUGGCACGCGACGAAGUGCUAUUCGCUGGGCUGCAAGGGGCGCAAAUGGAGUUUCCAGCCUCUCAAAGACAAAAGGUCAACAGUUUGCAUGGCACUGCAGGACCGUCCAACUACCGAGAUGCAUCUAGUAAUUCAAGAGGGACAUGGAAAAAUUCUCCCACUCCAAUAACCGCCCCAUCGAAUACACGUAACACACGUCCCAAGCCAGCAGCAAGCCCCUACGACCAAAUCGCCAACGGCAACAAUCUCCGAACAAAUCCGAAUGCGCAACGGACGGUUCUCGGUACCCCUGCACGACUACAAGAAUCCAAGCGCUCCAAACGUGAUUACACAUUCUCCAGUAGUAUUGCUGCACGGAUCAACAAUUCGAGUUCCACAAACAAUACCCGUGUGUCCACAAGACAUGCAGGGCAGCCAGAUUUCGAGAUACAAAUCAUCGACAGACCUCAUGGAACGAAAAGUGCACCUGCGCACCACAAGCACCCUUUUGGUCACCAGGUCGAAAUUAUUUCAGACGGAGAGGAUCUUGGGAUGCCUGUAUCUCGUCCCCAUCCUUCGUCAUCUUCACCGGACCCUAUGAAUCUUCAUCCUUUCCAGACCUUUCCAGGUGACUCACAAUAUACUGACUCCAGGAAGGGCAAAGGAAAGGAUUCCUCUCCGACCACACAAUCCUGCACUGCGGUUGUAUCUGAUGAAAGGCAGGCAACAAACCGGCCUUCGCUCCCUCCGAAACCUCAAGCGCAGCGAGCUGUAGAUGAUAUUCAAGACUUUGCGUCAGAGGCAGGCAACAACCGGCCUUUGCUUCCUCCGAAACCUCAAUCGCAGCGAGCUGCAAUUCGUACGCCCAUACGGGAACAUAUUGUCCGCGACACUCGAAAAGUAUUCGAGCUUCCGAGUCAGCUCCCAUUCCUUGAUUUACGAAAACAGGAUGCACUCAGCGGUGGAGUUGUGAAGAAAAUGAAACGCAAAAAAUCAACUAAGCCUGUCCCAACGUCUCAAUCACAAUUUGAUCCUAUUACCACGUCGUCUACGCAAUUCACAUCCAAGGAGCUUCCUCGCACUAAGGACCCUCCCCUGAAGCUCCCUUUGCAAGCAUGGGCAAUCGGUUUGAAAAUUUUCAGUGCAGAAGAUGGUUCCGAGCCCCCUGUCUUUGAGUAUGACCCAAAGAACAGACGUCUCACUGUGGCUGAAUCUGGACAGUCUCGAUCUUUCCAGUUCCAACAAACUAAUGGGUUUGAAAGCGUAACAGUCACAACUGACGAUAAGAAAUCCUUGAAAGACAAUGUAGUCAUACAGCUACUGACGGGGAAAGACUGCAAGAUCUGUGAUAACGGAAAAUUAAUAGACGAGUUUGAACCCGGAUUGAAUCGCGGACGCGGGAACCUAACGUUCUUGUUUAGUACGGACGAAGACAAGGGAUGGACGCAAACGAUAUAUCAGCACCUACGCUUUCGCCUGGCUGAAGCAGCAUCUACACACAACACUGUGAGACCAAUGAGUGCGCGCGCACUCUGGGGACAACUUCAGCAGCUUGCAGAGAUGUUUCAACUGCAAAGUCAUCGUUCGUCUAAUUCUCGCCACGCAUCGAUGGCUCCUUCCAUCAAGAAUGCAUCCCCUGCGCCAGAUGUACUUAGUUCCACAGUCAAUUCUGGAUCGUGCUUGGUACCUGAUACUAAAUCAGCAAACGCUGAGGCCGGCACAUCGUUGCGCCGUUCAUCACGGCAUUCUGCUGCAGCAGCACCCGAAAUUCAGUCAGAGUUUCCUCCCAUAGCAGACCCUGAAGAACUAAUUCUCGUAUAUCCUCCAUCUGGCCCUGGCGCAUUAAACAUUAUGGGCAGCGAUUUGAACAGGCUCAGACCGCACGAAUUCCUCAAUGAUACAUUGAUAGAGUUUGGCUUGAAGCUUUGGCUCGCUGAUCUUAAGGAGCAAAACCCGGAUCUUGCGGAACAAAUUCACGUCUUCAGUUCGUUCUUCUACAAGAAGCUCAACAACAAGAAAAGCUUGGACGAAGGAUACCAAAGCGUGAAGAAAUGGACGUCCAGGGUUAAUAUAUUCUCGAAGAAAUACAUAAUUGUCCCGAUCAACGAGAAUCUUCACUGGUACCUCGCCAUUAUUUAUGAACCCGAGCACACUCUUCUCCCACCUCUCCCUCAGAAAGAACCUUCUCUUUCUCAACGAGGAAAGCUACGGCGAAAGACUGCUGCUGAGCCAGACGUAAUUCCUGCGACUGAGCCGGGGGCUGCACCACCCCACGACCUACCAGCACUAGAAGCACGAUCAGAGCCAGAUGCUGAAGCGGCCUCACUGCACGCUACUUGCGCGUCCACGCCAAGUAUUACGCAAGAUGAAGACAUGGAUGACAUCUCACCUGUGGAAUUCACACAGUCAUGUUCAAUAUCCAAUCCGAAACCACUCAGGCCUUCAUCAUCCAACUCUGUAUCUAUACGAGGCAGAUCUGCCUCUGUUGGCAAGGCCUCAGGGAGAUCGAUGUCUGUCGAAGCACAUGUAGACUUGUUGUUACCGACGUCUUCUCCGUGCCUGGAAUCGAUGGAUGUUGAUGUCACCGUUAUCGACAUCGAUACACUCCCAGAGGGGACCGAGCCGAGGGAUAAUCUUCCAUCUUCCAAUGCAUCGACUUCAACACACGUCUCUGAACCUCCCAGCGCUCUGUCUUCGAAACCCCCGUCUCGUAUGACUGGUAUCCCUACGACUCACUUUUAUGGAACCUCUAUCAAGAGCAAAGGAAAGCAGAAAGCUGUCGAGCCAGCUGUUGUGCCUGACUCCGAAGAGGAGGACGAACGCAAUGAGGACGAGAAGCAGGAAAGGGAAGUAGAUGCUAUGUUGGACAUCCAACCCAGUCUUGCCACUCAGACUUCCAAUGAUCCUCUUAGGACCUGGAUCUUCACACUAGAUUCUCUAGGUUCACGGCACCCUCAAGCACAGAAGGUAUUGCGGUAUUGGCUAAAGGCUGAAGCGAAGGACAAGCGACAAUUUGACGAAGUGAGGCCGGCUGAAGUGAAGCUUGCACAGGUCCCAUCGCAACCCAACUUUGCCGACUGCGGCGUCUACCUGCUACAUUUCGCUAAAACCUUCCUUUCAGAUCCUGUUCACUACUUUAAUCUCAUCCACCAAAGCAAGAAAAUAUGUCCUGCCGAACAGCGCAAACUCGACUGGGAUGAGGCUGUAGUACAGUACUCCCGUAAAAAUCUUAUUGCACGGAUCCAAGUCCUUUCCAAAGAGUGGAAGGUUUCAAGAGCGGUGAAGGAAGAGGACGCGAAGCGCAAACGGGAGAGCGAAGAGCUUGGGCAAGCUGAUAAGGAUUCAGAUGCGGAGGUGGACAUCCUCGAGGACGUGAAGGAGAAAGAGCGACCAGCCAAGAGAAUGCGUGGAAAUUGAUUAUUUUUGAUGCAUACUCUUUAGAUCCCUGCAUACUGAGUCCCAUUGGACGGGUACCCUAUUAAUAAUGUCAAUGCUGCGCAUCAGAAUACACGCUAUGAUAUAACC